Populus nigra (black poplar) is the source of this 2337-nucleotide messenger RNA. Its product is annotated as protein DYAD. The record is from RefSeq and is a predicted model, not a curated record. NCBI's taxonomy places the organism in Eukaryota, Viridiplantae, Streptophyta, Magnoliopsida, Malpighiales, Salicaceae. The transcript has 9 exons. Gene Ontology annotation, biological process: reciprocal meiotic recombination; meiotic cell cycle; meiotic sister chromatid cohesion. The coding region runs from base 319 to 1905 and encodes 528 amino acids.
CCCCUCCUUUUCGUGUUCUUUUUAGGAUUUCUUUUAACAAUGUCUUGAUGAAUGUUUAAGGAAGAAACCCUUUAAUUUUGAGGUAAAACCCUAAACCCUGAUUUUGUUUAUGGCUUCUUCGUGUUUUGGUUUCUGAGACGGCGUGAUGGGGAUAAGGGCAUGGGGUUUCUGGUGGCUUGGUUGUGAGGAAAAGAGGAAAGUAGAGGGGAAUGGGUGUGGAGAUCAUGAAUUUUUUUUUUCUAAGAAACAAACAGAUAGUUUGAAGGGAAGCUUUAACUAUAACGUGUGCUUCUGGACUAUGGGAUCGUGUGCUUUUUGAUGUCGCAGUCAUACAAAGGUGCUUCAGAAUCGCCUGAAAGUUGUGGCAGUGGAGAAGAAAGUACAAGGAAAGGGGAGUGUUUGUUGGAGAUCAAACGCACUGGAAUGGUACAAUGGGGAAUCAGCAGGCAUAUUGAGUUCAUUGACAACAAUCCAUCUCCAGGGGAAAAUAACCCUCAACUUCCAUCUCCCAUUAUCAAGCAUGGACAGCAGAACCCUCAACUUCCAUCUGCCAUCACCGGGCAUGGGAAUAACCCUCAAUUUCCAUCUGCCAUUGUCAAAGAAGAAGUAAAAGAUGAUGAAGCUAGGACAACUGAGUCUCUUGUGUUGCCAGAAGCUAAGAAGAGGAAGCAUCAUGCCCUUCAGGAACCCAGAGAAGCACGAGCUGUGAGAUGUUCUAAAGCAAAGCAAACUAGCCUUGUUUAUAAAUGUAAGCAAAUAAAGCGUGAGAAUCCCAUAGCAGUAAAAAAGGAGAAUGUCAUGGAUAGAUGGUCAGUAGUCAGGUAUAAUCAGGCGGAGAAAAGUAUGUUGGAGGUCAUGAAGGCUGAGGGGGCAGUGUUUGAGAAACCCAUUUCCCGGUCAGCACUGCGAAUGGUAGCUCGUAAACACAUUGGUGACACUGGACUCUUAGACCACCUACUGAAGCACAUUGAUGGUAAGGUGGCACCGGGUGGCACUGAGCGGUUCUGUCGGUGUUAUAACACUCAAGGGAAAAUGGAGUAUUGGCUGGAGAGUGCUGACCUGGUUAAAAUUAAGCAGGAGGCUGGAGUACCAGAUCCAAACUAUGUUCCCCCAUCCUGGUUGAGGCCUGGUAGUGUUGCGCCACUGGAUUCUGUUUCUGCUGAAGAAUUGAGUCUGCUUAGAAAGGAAGUAGCAAAAAUGACGAGGGAUAUGGAGGAGCUGGUAUCCAAGAAUCAAGAGCAACAUCAAGCUAACCAUGUUGGGGAUAUUUACAAGGAAUUUGUGGAAUGGAGAGGUAAGACAGACCAGCGCCUGAUGGAGAUUUCAAGUUCUUUGGGUGGUUUACAGGGAAAGUAUAAGGAGAUGAUGGCAUGGAAGUCGAAGAUUGAACAACAACUCAAGGAAAUGUCAAAUUCACUAAGCAGCUUGCAAUCAUCAAAGCAAUGCAAUACCCUGAGUCCAGUUUCUGAAAGAUGGGAGGACUGGUUGGAGAGCACCAACUUGGAUAAUAUUCAAGGGGAAGACUUUGCACCUUGGCUAGAGAACAUGGAUUUGGUUAAUGUUGGGUAUAAUGCCUCAUUGAAAGAACCCUACAAUGCCUCUCAACUGUGGUUGAAACCCUGUGAUAGCCCCUCUCAGGAGCCUGUUUGUGCAAGAGAGCUGGAGCUGCUCAAGGAAGAAAUGGCCAAAAUGAAAAGAGAUAUGCAGGGGGUGGUACCCAAUAGGAUGGAGGAAGAUAAAGCUAAUAUGACCUCAGAUUCAUCUGCCACGGCCAAUUCCAAGACAGAACUUGACAAUUCAUUUUUUCAGGAAAUGUUCAAGGACUUCGGAAAAUGGAGAAAGAAGAUGGAGCAACAGAUGCUUGAGAUUUCCAAUGCUGUCAAUACUUUACAGGCAUCAAAGUAAUACCUCUCCUGAAGCCUUGACAUGAAGAUAGAAAAGAUAGGAUGUUAGUGAUCUUUUGUUCCAUUUUGAAGAAACCCAGUUACCCAUAGAGUAGCAGGAUUAGAUAUUUAGAUACUGUACAGGCUUUACAAGCUAAAACAAGAGCUCUUGCUGAUUCCAAAUCAUCCAAAGCAAUAGGACCGGCAUCUGACCUUUUGACCACCAAAUGAACCAGCUUACAUGAACCAUAUCUUAUAUAUGAGAUGCUAAUUGUAGAGAUCCCGCUUUACUGUUCUUGGGAUAUAGAUGAAGUUGGACACCUUGGAGUGGAUCCUUUUUACCGGCUACUUAGUUAUAGAAGUUUAUUUUGUUUAGGAUAUGGGAUUGUAAUGGAUUAAUGACUAUUGCUCUCCUUUAUUUUCAUGUUAAUCUACUGGCAGCUCAUGUUUAUCC